AUGCUUAGAAGGUCUGUUCAUAAACGAUUGUUGGCAACAUCAGCCGACGCUUCAGCCAAGCAACAACAACAACAACAAUAUAAUGUUUUUGAUAGAUCAGCGAAGUUACUACAACGUUCCAAAACUCCAAAAUUGAAUAUAGAGUUAUCUCGAAAAAAGGAGUAUUUAAGGGAUGAAGUUGCCAGAAAGACUAUUGAGAGAUUGGCAUUCAUAACUAGACCAUUUACAAGAGUAUUGGAUUUUGGAUCACAUGGUGGUAAUCUUUUGAAGAAUUUGUGCUCACCUGAUGAAGAGAUACCUCAAGAACUGACUACAGACAAAGCAGUAGUUGAAAUGGCGAAGCAAUUGAUAAAGGAUAAGGAAACUGUUAGAUCAAAGAUAGAGGAAUUAGUCAUGUUUGAUUCCAGUAAAGAAUUACUUAAUAGAGAUAUUGCUGAGCCAUACAAUAACGUAUUUAAAGGUGUUGUAAGAAGAUAUGUUGGGGACGAAGAAGCAUUCAGCCACCCAUGUCUAGAAGAAUCGAACCAAUAUGAUGCAGUGAUAUCGAACUUAAGUUUGCAUUGGAUCAAUGAUCUUCCAGGGGCCUUAGCUAAUAUCAAUCGUGUUUUGAAACCAGACGGAUUGUUUAUGGCUACCCUUUUUGGGGGAGACACUCUUUAUGAAUUAAGAACGUCGUUACAAUUGGCUGAGCUUGAAAGACGAGGUGGUAUGUCACCUAGAGUAUCACCAUUAGUCCGGUUGAACGAUGUAGGAUCUCUUUUGAACCGUGCAGGAUUUUCUAUGUUGACUAUUGAUGCGGAAGAUAUUGUUGUUGGUGGUUUUCCUGAUAUUGUUGCCAUAUGUGAAGAUUUGCAAGCCAUGGGAGAACAAAACGCUAUUUUAUCAAGAUCUAAUUAUUUGCCUAGAGAUGUGUUAUUAGCUGCCAACGAGAUUUAUAAGACUUUGCAUGGGGAAAAGAAUGGAAAUGAAAUAACAUUACCUGCAACCUUUAAUGUUAUAUUUAUGAUUGGAUGGAAAAAGAGUGCUGAUCAACCCCAACCAUUAGCGAGAGGAACAGGUCAAGUCAGCUUGAAGGACGUUUUGUAA
This is a messenger RNA of Hemisphaericaspora subhashii, 1086 nucleotides long. RefSeq lists its product as uncharacterized. The transcript has a single exon. Lineage: Eukaryota; Fungi; Ascomycota; Pichiomycetes; Serinales; Debaryomycetaceae. Gene Ontology annotation, cellular component: mitochondrion. The coding region runs from base 1 to 1086 and encodes 361 amino acids. The record is from RefSeq and is a predicted model, not a curated record. Gene Ontology annotation, biological process: mitochondrial respiratory chain complex I assembly.